GAUACUCCCUGAAAUGCUACACCUAUAUUUGCUCGAACUCAAGUGUAGGACCCAGCCCUUCCUGUGCACCGCCGCAAGAAACCACGUGUAAACCAUUGCAUGGGGUACCUAUGGCUCCUAACCGAUGCUUAACUCAAAGGUUGGUACUUGGUAUGGGCGAUAUAACUCUACACCAAGAGAUCCGUAACUGUUCCUACUCAUUGCAAUGUCAAAGCAUGCGUGACAUAACAUGUAACGCAGCCAACGCAACUGGAAUCUUGAAGAAGUGUGAAGUAGGCUGUUGUGAAGGAGACCUGUGCAACAGCGGGGGACCCAUACCGACACAAGCACCAAUGCCUACUGGACCCUCCGGAGCGGACCUUUCCUGUAUGGCUUGUUCAAAUAUUCCUAGAUAUGGAGUUCAGAAAGACUGCAGUGAUCCAUUAACACAGACGUGUGGUGCUGGCCCAUUGCCUAUGUUUCCCCAGGAUCGCUGUAUGUCAGUCAAAGGAUUAGUAAAAUUACCAGGUUUAGCCAAGCCCAUGGAGUUCCAAAUGAAAAAUUGCAGCAACCAUGCCAUGUGUGACCAAGGAAUGUUCUGUGCUUCGGCGAACGCCUCAGUGAAUGGAGGUUUGAAAGACUGCCACGUUUCGUGUUGUUUGGGAAAUCUUUGCAAUGCAGAUGUUGCCAUGAAGACAACUACAUCAACAAAAACAGCAGCAGCAACAACAGAAGUAGGAGGAACUACAGCUGGAGGAAAAGCAGCACCAACAGUAUCUUCUGCGACUACUCGCCACAUCCUUACCGGUUUAACUUGUUUUUCUGCAGUUAUUUCUUAUUUUUACUUUAUAGUGAUGGCAUAAACUUUCCACGAUUCAGGACCCAACAAUGGAUCUUUACCGAAUUCACUUGAGUCACCACGUAACACAUAAUGUCUUCAAGUCGAGAUAGGACCUGAUGUUUUCAUUCAUUUAAUGUAUUUUAUCAAGUCUAUUCUUGACUUUGGAGACGUUGUUUCGUGGCUGUCGAGCGAAUUCGGUAAAGGUCGAUUGGUUUGAUUGUUUGGUUGUUUAAAAUUGUGUUACUACGUUUGACAUCCCAGAUGACACUAAAAACUAACAAUUGCAAUUGGUAAAGUACUUCACUAUUAAUCUGGCUUUAAAAUUUCGGUGUUUUUCUAAGCAGGGUCCUGAAAAGGUGUGUACGUGUGUGUUUGCAUAAGGAGGCGGGUGGGCGGGAGGUGUUUCAAUUUCCAAGGCCUGCAUUUUAGUGAUAUCAGUUCAAUGUUCAAUGUUUUCUCGGGCCAUUUCCACGUAACCCAAACUCCAGUCCUAGCAGUAUACCAAAUCUAUUUUUCAGUGCCAAAAGAAUGUAUCUUCCAAUAUCACCCGCACAGAACCUGGCACAGGACACACUAAAUCAAUAACAUACUAAGAGCAAAUGGUAAAAUUAACAGUCAAAUUGUUAAAAAAAUUAAGCACAGUCAUUUUUUUCAUUAAAGAUUUUUAGAAACUCAA
Messenger RNA from Actinia tenebrosa (Australian red waratah sea anemone), 1496 nucleotides. RefSeq lists its product as uncharacterized. The record is from RefSeq and is a predicted model, not a curated record. Lineage: Eukaryota; Metazoa; Cnidaria; Anthozoa; Actiniaria; Actiniidae.